AUGGCAAACGAGUACAAACAACACCUUCAGUGUCAGACUUGUUUCGUGAGGUUCAGUUCUAACCAACACCUUCUGGAUCACAUUGAGAAUUACAGAGCUCGUGAACGGUUGCUUCUUGCAGAAUUGGAGCGCUGUCGGAUGCAUCUGGAGAAGCCCAACAGCGAAGAGCAAGAUGAUGACGAAUCGGCAUCUCAUUCUCCAUCGGAUCCGCUCACAUGUCCUUACAAGCCUUGUAGCCGCAACGAUCCGUAUACAUCCAGAGGAAAUCUCGCGCGACACUUCCAAACGCAUGUCGAUUGUUAUGAGACGUGUCCAUUCUGUUUCGACCCUAUCGUGAAGGUUCACCGAUAUAACAGGCAUCAUCAUGAGAGCAGCCCUGACGAUCCGAAGAGCAUUUUCAUGGAGCAAAGGAUUGUCAAUUUCAAUGCAACUGUCAGCAAAGAUUUGGACCGCUGGCAGGAUCGGCGUAGCGCUAGGAAACGAGGUCAAAUAUCUCCUGUUUCAGAGCAGGUGCAGAAGAAGAAGAAGGAGGAGGAGAAGGCUCCUGUUUCCGCCCACGAUACCAACCUAUACCCGGGACCAUCCUGCCGACAUAGUGAUUCGGCGGCAACAAAAAGAACGGUUGAUACGAUGACUACGACUAACGCGCCAACGGAACCGCAACGCGAAAUGAUCUCAACUUCGUGCGUAAUUGACCAUAUGCCUGCACAGAAGACCCCGAUUGCAGAUUCAAAUACUAAUGUAUUACUGCACACCUCUAGCAGCAUGAUUGGGGAAGAUUGGUCUCUCGAGGCCGCAACAAUGGGAGUGACAGCAAACGUGGACUGGGGUUUGGGUGAAUGGGCAUUUGCUAUCACAACCACGGAUUCGGAAUCAAACGAAUAUCCCCUAGGCGAAUGGGCAUUCGCUACUCCGGACCCCCAAACAACAAACAAUACGCUUACACUAGGAGAUUGGGCGUUUGCCCAAGCGGGUCCUGUUGCAGCAUCUGAUAGCAACUGGAAAUCGGCUUCUACGCCUGCCCGCAUGCCUAUUAACGAGCGGCCAGUACCACUUGAUGUUCCUUCAGAAGUGUCUUUCGUGCCCACUUUUGCAGAUAGUGCAAGAACAAAUAAAGAAUGA
Messenger RNA from Fusarium redolens, 1122 nucleotides. RefSeq lists its product as uncharacterized. The transcript has 3 exons. The record is from RefSeq and is a predicted model, not a curated record. Bases 1 to 1122 code for a protein of 373 amino acids. NCBI's taxonomy places the organism in Eukaryota, Fungi, Ascomycota, Sordariomycetes, Hypocreales, Nectriaceae.